AUUGAAAUAGAUUGAUACACAAAAAAAUAUAAAAAAGAUUAAUUUACGCUUAUUAUUAUUAGAUAAAUAAUUGAAUUUGUUCUUUUGUUCUUUAUGGAUCAAUCGAAUGAGAAAACUAUUAAUUCAUCAAAUAUAACUACUACAUUUCAAUCCACUUCAUCAUCAUCUUCAUUACUAAGAACAAUCUAUGCACAUCGUAUAGAAAAUUAUUCACCAAUAACAUUUACAUAUAUUAAAGAAUAUUGUAAUAAUGAAAUUAUAACAUCUAUUUAUACAAUAUGGAAUUUUUUACCAAAAAUUCUCUAUGAACAAUUACAUUAUAUCUCAAAUAUAUUUUUUAUAUUAGUUGCUAUUAUACAUUUAUUUGCUGAUGGUGCUACAUCAAUAUUUGCUAUUAUUGGUCCAUUUUCAUUUGUAUUAUUAGUUACUAUAAUUAAAGAUGUAAUCUAUGAUAUAUUAAGACAUCAACAAGAUAAACAAAUUAAUGAAAAAUUAUUUCCAUUAAUGAAAAUUAAUAUAAAAACAAAUGAAAUUAAAUGGAUAUUAAAAAAAUCAAAAAAUUUACAUGUUGGUGAUGUAAUAUUAUGUAAAAAUAAUGAAGAAUUUCCAUGUGAUUUAAUUAUCUUAGCAACAAGUAAUCAUAAUUGUAAAUGUUAUAUAACUACAUCAAAUUUAGAUGGUGAAAAUACAAUUAAAACAAAUUAUUGUUUAUUAGAUACACAAAAUGUCUAUAAAGAUUAUAUAAAUGAUUCAAUUAAUUAUACAUUAAAUAAUGAUAUAUUGAAAUCAUUAUAUAUCAAAAUUAAUUGUCAACAACCAAAUGAAGAUUUUAAUAAUUUUGAAGGUUGUAUUACAACAAAUUUAAAUGAACAAAAAAAACAAUCAUUAACAUUACGUAAUAUAUUAUAUAAAGGUGCCAAAUUAAAAAAUACAAAAUCUAUUAUUGGUUUAGUGAUAUAUACUGGUAAUGAUACAAAAUUAUUAUUAAAUUCUAAAAAAGUCAAACGUAAAUAUAGUUCACGUGAAAGUAAAGCUAAUCAAAUUUUAUUUAUAUUUAUUAUUAUUAUGAUUGUAUUUUGUAUAUUAUUUUCUAUGGUAACAAAAAACUGGUCAAUCAAUAAUUUAAUUAAUCCAUUUAUACCAUUUGAACAUUUUAAAAAUUGGAUACAAAUUAAAGGGGUAUUUCGAUUUUUAUUUAUAUUAAAUUAUAUAAUACCAAUAUCAUUAAUUAUAACAACAGAAAUACAACAAAUUACAUCAGCAUAUUUUAUAUCAGCUGAUAUGAAUUUAUAUGAUAUAGAACAAGAUCAAUCAACUAAAUCAAAUACACCACAAUUAGUUGAUGAAUUAGGGCAAGUAAAUUAUUUAUUUAGUGAUAAAACUGGUACAUUAACUAAAAAUGAAAUGAAUUUACAUACAUUAGCUGUAUUAAAUACAGAUAAAGUAUAUGUCUUUAAUGAUAGUACACUUCAAAAUAUCAAUGAUAAUACUAAGAAUAGAAAAAAGGAGAAUACACAGAAAUCAAUUCGAUUAAAAAAAAUUUCACAAAAAAUAAAUAAAUUUGGUUAUAUUGGUGUUGUUUAUGAAGAAUCAAAUGAAUUUCAAUCUGAAUAUUAUAAUGAUAAUUAUGGAUUUAUAUCAUCAUCUGAUUCUGAACUAGAUGAAGAAGAUCACAAUGAAAUAGUACCACAGUAUAUAUUGAAUAAAGUAAAUAAAUCUAAAGAAAAUAUUACAUUAGCAAAUGAAUAUCUUAAUUAUACAUCUAAUAACAAUAAUAAUAAUAAUAAAUUACCCAAUGAAUUAUUACAUUGUCUUACAACAUUAGCAUUAUGUCACACCGUAGAAGUUAAUGAAGAGGAUUUAAUAAAACAAAAUAGAACAGACGAAAAUAUAUGUCUGGAAAACUUUUAUCAGGCAACAUCACCAGAUGAAAAAGCACUUGUUAUAGGUGCAGCAAAACUUGGCAUUCUAUUUAUGGGUACAUCACUCAAUGAGAAUAAUUCACAUUCCAGAAUAUAUCGUCUAGAAUAUGAUCAGUGUUUACAAAAUGGUUCUGGUCAAUCAGAAAUUAUGGAAUAUUCCAUUGAUGCUAUUCUAGAAUUUGACUCAUUUCGAAAACGUAUGAGUAUUAUGGCUAAACAUCCUGAUGGAACGUAUCAUAUUCAUAGUAAAGGUGCUGAAUCAAGUAUUUUUGAGAUAAGUAACUUAUCAACUGCGGAUUUGAAACAGUUAGCCAGUAAACAUGUUACACAGUUUGCUAUCAAUGGACUACGUACCUUAGUUUAUGCAAGUCGUCAAGUGGAUUCUAGCGAGUAUUACCAUUUGCUCAAUGAAUUUUAUCAUGCCAAUUCAUUAUUUGGCUCUGAACGUAGUGAUGCAUUAAAAAUAAUUUAUUCAAAGAUUGAAUAUAAUUUAACAUUGAUUAGUGUUACUGGAGUUGAAGAUAAACUUCAACCUGGUGUUCACGAAUGUUUAAAAAAUCUCCGUGAUGCUGGAAUUCAAAUUUGGGUAUUAACUGGUGAUAAAGAAGAGACAGCAAUUACUGUUAGUCGUUCAGCUGGACAUUUUACACCAAAUAUGAAUUUAGUACAUUUAACAAAUUGUAAUGAUUUUUUUACUUUUGCAUAUAAAUUAUUUAAUUAUUUAGAAAAAUUAAAAAUUUAUCGUGAAAAAAGAAAUUUAAAAAAGAAAAUAAAAUUAUUAUUUAAAAGACCAAUUAAUUUAAUCAAAAUGAAAACAAACUUAAAUUGUCGUAUGAAAGUUGAGUUUAAUUAUCAAAAUAAUUCUAUUGAUGAAAUUGAUUUAUAUUAUAAUAAUAAUAAUAAUAAUAAUAAUAAUAAUAAUAAUAAUAAACAAUUGUUUACAAGUAGAUCAUUACAACAUAAAUUAGAUCGACCACGUUAUAGACAUUCAAAAAGACCUGGUUCUUCUGGUGAACCAAUGGCUCUUGUAAUAGAUGGUAAAAGUUUACGAUAUGCAUUGCAUCCUACUUUACGAAAAACAUUUUUGGAUUUAUGCUUACAUUUAACUACUGUAUUAUGUUGUCGUAUGACACCAUUACAGAAAGCAUCAGUUGUACAACUUGUACGUUCAGGUUUAUCAGAAUUUGGUACACCUCCGAUCACAGCUGCAAUAGGUGAUGGUGGUAAUGAUGUUGCAAUGUUAUUACAAGCUAAUAUUGGAAUUGGUAUACAUGGUAAAGAAGGAAAAGAAGCUGUGCGGGCUUCGGAUUAUGCCAUUCCACAGUUUAAACAUCUACAACGUCUUCUUUUAGUUCAUGGACAUCGAGCUAAUUAUCGAAUAUGUUUAACAAUGGAUUUAUUCUAUUAUAAAUGUGUUGCAUUUGUAACAACACAAUUACUUUAUACAUUUUAUAGUGGUUUCUCAGCUGUAGCAACAUUUGAAACUGUUUUAUUUUCAAUUUACAAUUUAACUGUAACAUCGUUAAUGUGUUUACUUUUUGGCUUGUUUGAACGUCAUUUACCUGAUGAUAUAUUAAAUGCGAAUCCAUAUCUUUAUAGAAAGUAAGUCUACGUAUUUUCAUUGCAUCACGCGAUUACACUAUUAUAAUAUUUGGAGGAAUUCUAUUUACUUUGAUUGGGAAUAUAGCAAUAUUAAUUGCAUUACAAAGUACAACAACACUUGACAACAUCAAUUUUCGCAGUUAUACGAAAUUAUGCCGAAGUCCAACAUUCUGGUUUGCUCUACCGCUUAUCUUAUGCAUAGCUAAUUUUCCAUCUUUAUUGUGGAGAAUCAUCUCGGAUGCAUGGUGGAAUCUACAAAUUUACUUAAGUAGUAUACCUCAUAAGCAGAUUCGUCGAAAAUAUCGUCGAUCACCAAUGAUCUGGUUUUUGGCAUUAACAACUAAUUACCUGACUGAUUCGUAUGAUAUAUUUCAUCGAAAUGAAAUUAAACAAAAUAGUUCAUAACUUAGGCGAAGCGAAUAGUUCCACAAUACUAUCAGCCGAUGUAUACAAUAAUCAAUCAUCAAAUUAACAAUGAAUGUAAAUAAUAGAAAUUUUAAUGAUUAAUGAUGUAAAUUAUACAUAAAGGUUUACCAGUGCUUUCUCUUUAGUGUUCCGAUCAUAUUUUUUUUAAACGAAACAAACAAUUUAUUCACAUUAUUUUGUUUUUCUAAAAAAUGUUAAUAUCCAAGUUUAUUCUAAAAUAAAAAGUUUUUUUGCAAUGAAUUUACUUUUAUGUACUCCUUCAAGGUACUUCUUGUACUUUAACAUUGUUCCAUAUCAUUCAUUAUACUGAUAUGUAAGUGCUUAACAUGGUUUCUUUUCUUUUAAUCUCCGGUAUUGUAUACUAUUCUGGAAGAAUAUUCUCUGUGAAUUAUUCUUCUAUCGUUUCUUUUACUGUCUUCUUCUUAAAUAACAAGAAAUGGGUUUUUUUAAUCUACAAACUGAUG
Schistosoma guineensis is the source of this 4414-nucleotide messenger RNA. The record is from the annotation of a GenBank genome assembly. Lineage: Eukaryota; Metazoa; Platyhelminthes; Trematoda; Strigeidida; Schistosomatidae.